Delphinapterus leucas (beluga whale) is the source of this 2432-nucleotide messenger RNA. The record is from RefSeq and is a predicted model, not a curated record. Lineage: Eukaryota; Metazoa; Chordata; Mammalia; Artiodactyla; Monodontidae.
CUCUGCGAUCAGCGGCCGCCAUCGACGUUGCUUCGCUUCUUCUGGGCUCAUCUGUGCCACUCGCUCGCCACACACUCCGCAGUCCUAAGCCGCUAUCAUGGUAAAGCUUGCAAAGGCCGGUAAAAAUCAAGGUGACCCCAAGAAAAUGGCUCCUACCGCAAAGGAGGUAGAAGAAGACAGUGAAGAUGAGGAAAUGUCAGAAGAUGAAGAGGAUGGUAGCAGUGGAGAAGAGGUUGUUAUUCCUCAGAAAAAAGGCAAAAAGUCUACCGCAACUCCAGCAAAGAAGAUGAUGGUUUCCCCAACAAAAAUGGUUGCAGUUGCCACACCGGCAAAGAAAGCAGUUGUCACCCCUGGCAAAAAGACAGCCGCUACACCAGCCAAGAAGACAAUUACACCUGCCAAGGCGGUAGCAACACCUGGCAAAAAGGGAGCCACACCAGGCAAAGCAUUGGUAGCAACCCCUGGUAAGAAGGGAGCAGCCGCUCCAGCCAAGGGAGCAAAGAACGGCAAGAAUGCCAAGAAGGAAGACAGUGAUGAGGAAGAUGAAGAUGACAGUGAAGAGUAGGAGGAGGAGGAUGAAGAGGAGGAGGAGGAUGAAUUCGAGCCCACGGUGAUGAAAGCAGCUGCUGCUCCUGCCUCGGAUGACGAGGAUGACGAGGAUGACGAGGAUGAGGAUGACUCUGAAGAAGAAGCUAUGGAGACUGCACCAGCCAAAGGAAAGAAAGCUCCAGCAAAAGCUGCUCCUGUGAAGGCAAAGAGCACUGCUGAAGAUGAAGAUGAGGAGGAUGACGAGGAGGAUGACGAGGAGGAGGAGGACGACGACGACGAGGAGGAGGAGGACGAGGAGGAAGAACUUGUCAAAGAAGCAUCUGGAAAGCAAAAGAAGGAAAUGGCCAAACAAAAAGCAGCUCCCGAAGCCAAGAAACAGAAAGUGGAAGCCACAGAACCGAUUACAUCUUUCAAUCUCUUUGUUGGAAACCUGAACUUCAGUAAAUCUGCUCCUGAAUUGAAAACGGGUAUCAGUGACCUUUUUGCAAAAACUGAUCUUGCAGUUGUUGAUGUCAGAAUUGGUGUGUCUAGGAAGUUUGGCUAUGUGGAUUUUGAAUCUGCUGAAGACCUGGAAAAAGCCUUGGAACUCACUGGUUUAAAAGUCUUUGGCAAUGAAAUUAAACUAGAAAAACCAAAGGGGAAAGACAGUAAGAAAGAACGAGAUGUGAGAACACUUUUGGCUAAAAAUCCUCCUUAUAAAGUUACCCAGGAAGAAUUAAAAGAAGUGUUUGAAGAUGCUGUGGAGAUCAGAUUAGUCAACAAGGAUGGAAAGUGUAAAGGGAUUGCUUAUAUUGAAUUUAGGACAGAAGCUGAUGCAGAGAAAACCUUGGAAGAAAAGCAGGGAACAGAGAUAGAUGGGUGAUCCAUUUCGCUGUACUAUACUGGAGGGAAAGGUCAAAGUCAAGACUAUAGAGGUGGAAAGAAUAGCACUUGGACUGGUGAAUCAAAAACCCUGGUUUUAAGCAACCUCUCCUAUAGUGCAAUGGAAGAAACUCUUCAGGAAGUAUUUGAGAAGGCAACGUUUAUCAAAGUGCCCCAGAACCAAAAUGGCAAAUCUAAAGAGUAUGCAUUUAUAGAAUUUGCAUCAUUUGAAGAUGCUAAAGAAGCUUUAAAUUCAUGUAAUAAAAGGGAAAUUGAGGGCAGAGCCAUCAGGCUGGAGUUGCAAGGACCCAGGGGACAACCUAAUGCAAGAAGCCAGCCAUCCAAAACUCUGUUUGUCAAAGGUCUAUCUGAGGAUACUACAGAAGAGACAGUAAAGGAGUCGUUUGACAGCUCUAUUCGUGCAAGGAUAGUCACUGACCGGGAGGCUGGAUCCUCUAAGGGGUUUGGUUUUGUAGACUUCAACAGCGAGGAAGAGACCAAAGCUGUCAAGGAGGCCAUGGAAGAUGGCGAAAUCGAUGGAAACAAAGUUACCUUGGACUAGGCCAAGCCUAAGGGUGAAGGUGGCUUCAGUGGCCGAGGAGGAGGCCGAGGUGGCGGCCGAGGUGGAUUUGGAGGCCGAGGCUGGGGAGGCUUUGGAGGGUGAGGAGGCUUCUGAGGAGGCAGAGGAGGAGGAGACCACAAGCCACAAGGAAAGAAGACGAAGUUUGAAUAGUUUCUUCUAUCCCUGUCUUCCCCUCUUACAUUUGAAAGAAAGGACUCUGAGGUUUUUACUCUGUUACCUGCUCAAUGACGGAGCCUUCUGAGGACAUUCCAAGACAGUAUACAGCCCUGUGGUCUACUUGGAAAUCCGUAUAGAUAACAUUUCAAGGGAGAUAACCCUGUUGGUGUUGACUGGAUAUUCGUAUAAACUUUUUAAAGAGAUGAGUGAUAGAGCUAACCCUUAUCUGUAAGUUUUGAAUUUAUAUUGUUUCCUCCCAUGUACAAAACCAUUUUUUUCCUAC